Messenger RNA from Ceraceosorus bombacis, 1827 nucleotides. NCBI's taxonomy places the organism in Eukaryota, Fungi, Basidiomycota, Exobasidiomycetes, Ceraceosorales, Ceraceosoraceae. The record is from the annotation of a GenBank genome assembly.
AUGAGCACCCGCACCGACCUUGCCGAGCGCGCCUUCGAUGUCAUUGUGGUGGGAGGAGGGGUAGUCGGCGCCGCGACUGCGAGCUCUCUUGGAAGAUCGGGCCGCAAGGUGUUGCUUUUGGAACGCGAUCUCACGGAACCUGAUCGGAUUGUCGGCGAAUUGCUUCAACCAGGCGGUGUACGAGCUUUGCGCUUGCUCGGUCUGCUCGACUGUUUGGAAGGCAUCGAUGCAGCACCAGUCCACGGAUACCACGUCUUCCAGGGCAGGCGGUCCGUGCCCAUUCCGUACCCCAACGAGAGCCCAGAGGCUCGAGAGCUGGGCAUACAAUCGACAAGCGGCAGAGUAGAGGGCAGAAGCUUCCAUCAUGGCCGAUUCGUGCAAGCCUUGAGACGAGCCGCCAUGGCUCAACCGAACGUGACAACCAUCCAGGCCACCGUCACUUCGCUGAAUGAGGAUGAGGCCGCGGGAAAGGUCACAGGAAUCACCGCGACCAUCAAGCAUCCCACUACCUCCUCACAACAGCCGACACCCGUCUCUCAAGAGAUCUCUUGCUCCGCACCUUUGACCAUCGUGGUUGAUGGCUGCUUCUCCAAGUUCCGACGCACCCAUGGCUCGAGCAUUGCCCCCAUCGUGCGGUCCAAUUUUGUCGCCUUGGAACUUCACAACGCACCCUUGCCAAGUCCAAAUCAUGGCCACGUCGUGCUGGGCCCUGCUGGUCCUACGCUCCUGUACCAGAUCAGCGCAAGCGACACGCGGGUCUUGAUCGAUGUGCCUGGAGAAAAGUUGCCGUCGCAAUCUAGCGGCGCACUUCAAGCACACAUCAGAGAAAAAGUGAUUCCCCAACUUCCAGAGGUGCUACGGGAGUGUGUGGGCAAGGAACUAGGCAGGAGUUCAAGGUUCCGCAGCAUGCCGAACAGCUUCUUGCCGCCGAGCAUGCAAGGUCAGAACAAGAACAGGCAGGGCGUCAUCUUGGUGGGUGAUGCCAUGAACAUGCGCCAUCCCUUGACUGGUGGUGAGUGAGAUCAACGCACAGCCUAUGCGAAUGGACCGUGGCUGACGUUCGGUCUCUUUGCUUUUCUGUCGCCAGGCGGAAUGACUGUGGGAUUGUGGGACGUAGUGCAUCUGACAAUGGCUCUUGGAGGGCCAGACUGGUCACCCAAGCCACGCAUGAAACCCGUCGCGGACCUGACAUCCUGGAACUCCUUAAAGCCGGCAUUGAGAUCCUGGCACUGGGAACGCAAAAAGCUUGCUAGCAUGAUCAACAUUCUGGCCCAAGCGCUCUACAGUCUGUUCGGAGCUGAGGAUGCGAAUCUGGAGGUGCUUAGAGAAGGCUGCUUUGCUUACUUUGAGUUGGGGGGUGAAUGCGUGGGUGGACCUGUGCGGCUGCUGUCCGGUCUGUCCCCCGAACCUUGGUUAUUGGUCUAUCACUUCUUUAGCGUGGCUCUGUAUGCCAUCUACAUGCUCUUCAAGCAGCCUUAUGUACACAAGGGAGAGAAGGAACCCAGGGCGCCUUCCAUCUUGGAAUGGCCAGCUCUGUUCUUGAGGUCCAUUGCGGUACUAUACACGGCGUGCGUGGUCCUCUUGCCAGUCGCAGCUACGGAGCUCAAGAGCAACAUUCCAAACUUUUCCAAGGGAGCGGGAGCGCUAUCGAAGGCGCACAAAAGCGGGUCCAGCGAUCUGCCAUCUGCUCAAACGUUGCUGUCUGCAUUGGCUUGCAUCGCAGCGUUGCUCUACUUCUGGAAUGGUCAACAGCAAGGCGAGCAAAGCAACCUGAGCCAGACUCGCAUCUUUCCAGCUGCUCUUGCGAUGGGCUUCGGAGGCCGGUAA